UGUAUAAAUUUGGUAGACGCGCCUAUGUCGACUUUGUCGACUAUGACUUCUUCGCUCUUUUUUCUUUUUAUUUGCAAAAUGUCAAACGAUUGUUUUUGUUGACUUUAGUGAUAAGAGAGGAAAUCAAAAAAUCCGUACUGACUGCUUUAAAAAUAUAGCGCAAUAAAUUGAAAUAUGAAUAUUUAUCUCAAAACAUGUAUGCCUCGAAAUCUGUACGGCACGGUGAUCUAUCGUAUGAUCGGUUCUUCUGAAGUUGCAACUGCCCUGAGGCCUUUCUACUUUGCCGUUCAUCCAGAUCUAUUCGGACGCUAUCCACAGGAACGACAAGUCAAUGAAGACUCACUCAAACUACUCAGCGCACAUCUAGAAUCACUGCUAAACCAGCGACGGAUUCUUCACUCGACGCCAAAAAUACUCCCCUUUUACGUAAGGGCUUCCAACCUGCCGGAACAGCGUGGGACAUUCAAUUUGAUCAAGGUGCCUCUAGAACACACCACCGAUACGAAGCUGGUGCUCAAGAGGAUUCUUGAGGCCUGUAACCUUCCGACAGAGUUUGUAGACAAAAUGCCAUCUAAUUCUGCUGGUGCUAAUUCGAAUGGAAACGCUAGAUCUACGAUGGCGGAUUAUUUCUACCGCAAAAGAGCGGGGAAUGGUGCUGAUAAGGAAGAAUCACCCUUUGAAAGUGAAUUUGAUAUCUUCCAAUUCCGAGUUAAGAAAGCCAAAGAAAAUGAGUCACUAGGGCAUUGGCUCCACAAGCAGAUCAUCACGGCAAAUGUUCGAACAAAAGCUUUACAGGAAACGAAAGACGAAGUGGCCAAGUUGAGAGAAUCAAUGACCAAAUCGUUGGGCGUCAAGCAUAUUGAGUAUGACUGUGGAUGGAACGUGGAGCAUUUUCGUGGUUGCUUGAAAAGCUUAGAAAGACUGGUAGCAUUGCAUCCGCAAGCGGUAGAAGGUCUCAAAGACAGAGUGGUUGUUUUCGCUUCAUUCACUGGAGUGAGUCUGGAUGGACAUGUGAUGUUGUAUACUGGCGACGUUCAACGGAAUUGGUUAGAUCUUCUGCUCAACAUAGACAAACACGAUGCAUAUCUACGGAAGCUUCCAGCAUAUGAGUAUGCGCUAUCCCAGGUGCUGCGAAAUAUUCGUAUAGGCCGUCGUAAAUUCAUGCCAAAAGCUCAAGCAAUGGCAUACGCCUCACACCUGCGCAAAAUUACGACCAGUUUGUUGGAUUAUCUUGGCAAAGCAAAGUAUCCGAAAAGUUGGCCAUCCGAUUUGUCGAAAUAUGAAAUUGUUGUGGAAUCGGAAGCUGGUCCUUUGAUGGUUAGUCCCACUGGACAAUUGAUUGUACCAGCUACUUGCCCUGGAACGAUUUUAAUUGAUUUUCUUACCAACCACAUGGACGAAGCGUACGAAAAACAACAAUCUUACAAUCGCCAAAAACACGUGGAGCGGGAUCUCCACUCUCAAUGUAUCAAGCAAUUUAGUCUACUUUCACUAAGUAAAGACGAUUCCGUGACUCCCGAUCGGAUGAUUGAGUGCCUGCAAAAGUUAAUCGCUACCCGUGGCCUAGAAUUGAACGACAUUCAUCUCAACAUUACGACGUACUAUUCGGUACUAAAUGAUGGAACCGUUUGUAUACCAUGGGAUUGGAAGUAGAAGCGAUUAGCAAUCACAUUUCACUGAAAAUAACGACUUCGGUAAUAUUUUGACGAAAUUAUUAAACCCGUAACUCGUAAAACCUGGUUACCGACAACAAAUUUAUUCUGCCUGCUGUUAUAAUCUCGUUAAAAAAUAAACAGGAGUAUCGAAAUGAAUGUGAUCUCGGACGCAGUCCGGUUAAUACUUUAUGUGUUACCUUUUUCAAAGAGAUUUUUCAUUUAUUUGUUUGUGACGCAGUCAGUAGCAGCUGUACUUUAAAUAGUAUGUACUCAUACGUAGAUAUAGACUAUUUUAAAUUAAAGACAAUAAAAUUGCGAAUAAAAAAAUCAUGGCAAAUAUAACAA
Messenger RNA from Aedes aegypti (yellow fever mosquito), 2000 nucleotides. RefSeq names its product T-cell activation inhibitor, mitochondrial. The record is from RefSeq and is a predicted model, not a curated record. NCBI's taxonomy places the organism in Eukaryota, Metazoa, Arthropoda, Insecta, Diptera, Culicidae. The transcript has 3 exons. The coding region runs from base 175 to 1653 and encodes 492 amino acids. Gene Ontology annotation, cellular component: mitochondrion.